CCAGCCAUGCAGUCCUUUCGCGAAAGGUGUGGUUUCCAUGGCAACCAGCAGAACUACCAGCCGACUUCUUCGCAAGAUUCAUCACGCCUGGAGAAUUACAGGCAUCAAAGCCCAGCCUGCGAACGUCAGAGGCUGGUGACAAAAGAGUAUUACAGCCCCCAGCAGCCGCCUCCUCCGCUGCCCCCGUUGCCGUACCAAGCCUUUGGUGAAAACAGCGCCGUGGAGAAGUACCAUCGGGGAAGCAAUAAGCCGUUACGCGGCCAGCAGCUGCCCAGCAGGCCGGCUUCCUUCCCCAAUUACUCCAUCCAAGAGAAUAGUCCCUACCCUUCACGCUACGCCGGAGAGGACGGCCUGCAGGGAUGGGUGUCCCCGCAGCAGCAGCCGCCUCCACAGCCUUUACCUGGCGGGGUGGCCAAGUACGAGGAUAAUCUGAUGAAAAAGACGGCCACCCCAUCAAGUAGCAGGCAGUACCAUGAACAGACACCCCAGCUGCCCUUCCGAAGCCACGCCUUGCACCUCCAGCAGCAGCCGGGACCCCAGCCCUCUCCCCUGACGUACCCCAAACUCCCCAGGCAGAAGAUGCAAAAUGAGGUGUCCUCCUCGCUCUCCUUCUCGCAGGGAUCCCACUUUCCGCAGCAUUCCCAGUCCUUCUCGGCUUCCUCCACGUACACGUCGGUCCAGAGCGGGGGGCAGACAGCUCAUUCCUACAAAAGUUGCAACCCUCCCCCUGCCCCACCCACGCACGAAAGGGGUCUGGGCAGUGCCGCUAACUUGCCCGCCGCACAACGGGUCCAGGGUUUACACAGCUACCAGCCCAACCGAAUCAGCUACGAGCAGCCGCCACAGCAGCCACCGCCGCCGCCGCCGCCACCACCACCUCCGCCCUCUUUGCAAGGUAGACACCAUGCUCAGGAGGCACUGCACUAUCAAAGCCUAGCAAAAUACCAACAUUAUAACCAGCCAGGACAGAGUUACUGCCAAGCUGACGCUCCGGUGAGGACACCGGACCAGUAUUACCAAACGUUUAGCCCCAGCUCGAGUCACUCUCCAGCUCGUUCCGUUGGGAGGUCCCCGUCGUAUAGUUCAACGCCUUCUCCGUUGAUGCCUAACUUAGAGAACUUCCAAUACAGCCAGCAGUCCCUGACCGCUGGGACAUUUCCAGCCAACCUGGCUGACCAUAGCCACUUCAUGCCUUUGCUGAACCCGUCGCCAACCGACGGGGCGAGCUCUGACGCCCAGCCACCUGCCAACUGCAAGAGCCUGUCAAAGGAGAAGAUCCCCGAGAACCUCUUAUCGGAUCUGAGUCUCCAAAGCCUGACAGCCCUUACCUCUCAAGUGGAAAACAUCUCCAACACUGUCCAGCAGCUUCUCCUUUCCAAGUCCACGGGGAUGCCACAGAAGAAGGGGAUCAAAAAUUCACCCAGGACCCCAGAGCAACUCAAGGGACAGCACUGCAGCCCCGAGGGCAACAAUUAUCCUGCAGAGCAAGCGGGGACUCCACACUCUGACCCCCUCAGCACCCCGCAGUCGGUCCACGCUGAAACCCAAGAGACCGAUUACCUGAGUGGCUCCGAAGACCAGCUGGAGAGGGGCUUCCUGUACUGCAGUCAAAGCCGUAGCCCAGCUCGGGUCAACAGCAAUGCCAAACCCAAGCCCGAAUCUGUGUCCACCUGCUCGGUGACGUCUCCGGAUGACAUGUCGACCAAGUCCGAUGAUUCCUUCCAAAGCAUUCACCCCAGCCUGCCCUUGGAGAGCUUUACGAAGUUUGUGUCUGGUGAAAGAGACUGCCCCCGGUUGCUCCUCAGUGCUCUCUCUCAGGAGGAGCUGGCCUCUGAAAUUAUUGGUCUUCAGGAUGCUAUUAACGAGAAAGCAGACAAAGGCUGGGCCAACUCCCCUGCUCCAAGCAAAGACCCAGACAAAUCUCCUUUCCACUUGGAGAACCACAGGACUUGCCUUGACUCUGUGGUCAAAAGCCCCUGGUCCAACCAGGGGGACUCCAACGCUCUUGCUGAGCCCCUGAAGUUAGACAAAGGACUGGGGCGUAACAAUGGGAAAAACUUCACUGAGGAGGUUUAUGACACCUCCCAGGUUUCCUUCACCACAACCGAGACGAAGAAUUCCCUCAAAACCACCAGCUCCGUAGGCUACAAUGCCAAGCCGAGCAUCUCGGUGGCCACCUCCAGUUCGGAGACCCCUGGAGGCUUCAGCUGCUAUUCCAACGCCACUUCCAACUCAGUCAGUUCCGAAAGUGCCAUGGAGAACUUUGAGUGGCCAGAUGAGAACCUCAGCGACACCUGGAAAGAGCUCGGCUCAAGCCUUCAAUCCUCAGAUCUUUCCAAGAGUUUGUUCUCUGGCAAACUGAGCGAGACCUCUGAGGAGAAAAAAAAUGCUUCCUGCAUGAGUCUCUGUGGUCCCGAAGGGUCCAAUGAAGGCGAGGGAAUCACGGGCUUCGGUCAACAGCAGCAGGCCAGCAAAGAAGAAGGCUUAAAUUACAACGAGGCCACGAGGACAGAGAGCGAGCGAUGGCUGGAGGACACUGCCAGGAACUCCUGUUCGGGAGAAGAUUUCAGCGAACUCCCCAUGAUGUCUUCUCCAGAUUUGAAAGAAUCUGAUUUGGAACCUGAAGAAUAUUCCUCUUUGUGUGAGUUAGCUGGCUCUGAGCAAAAGACAUUGACUUACGAUGCCUUCACCCCUAAGCCUGCAGAGAACGCUCCGGUUCUUUCUCUCCAAGAUACCCCAGGAUCAGCGGAAGAAGCCACCAACACCGUUGAGAAAGAGAACACCGCUCCUCCUUCUCAUUUGUCUGAUCCAUCCGUUCUCCUUUUGGGACCCUCAGUUGGCACAGACACCAAAGUGAAAAGCUGGUUCGAAACUUCUCUGCAUCACUUGGAGUCCAAGGAAGAGUCAGCAGCUGGUGAAAACGUCCCUCAAGAUAAGACCGAGACGUCAACUACUUUGCUGUUGAAGAAACCAGUCCUACCAGACAAGUUGACCAUAACCUCAGAACCCACCUCUAGAGGUAAAAGUCUUCGGAGUAAAAAGCUGCAGUGUAGGCUGUCGAGUGGAGAGGAACUUAUUCAAUCCAUGUCAAAUCCAUGUUCAGGUAUUCAAGCAGCUGGCCUUGUGGCCAAUACAUGCUUGGCUCCCAACAACUUGAUUGAAAUGCCCAGUAAGAACACGCAUGGCCAGACUCCCAGGUUCCCCACGGAGGGCUUGCCGGCCAGAAUGUGUACCCGUUCCUUUUCUGCAAUGACCGAGCCACGAAUGCCAGACCCUCUGGAAGGUGCCAAAGCUUCAACUCCUCACGAGAAGUUGGCGGGCAAGAAGUCCAUGUGUGUUUUGAAAGAGAGAGUGUCCUUCAAAGCUAGGAAGGCCAAUGGGAAGGCGUCGCCAAAGCUCUGCAAUCCGUCUCCUCCCCUGAUCUCCAACUUGACCCAGAAUGAAGACUCUGCUGUCUCCAAGGCCAAAGAAGGCGACAUUGUAGAAACCGAGAUGAAAGAUCAACAAUCCAUGAUUCUCCGUUCCAGGACCCGGACUCAGGAGGUCUUCUACACCAAGCGAAGGAGAGAGAAAAACAUGGUGGAAGUGGACUUCAAAAACGCCAAACUGCCCCGGAAGGUCUUCCCCAACAACCUUCUGCCGGGGUCUUUCAGGAUCAGCUCUGAGAAGGAGAGCAAGCUGGGCAAGCAGAUGAAAGCUAGGCCAGAAAUGGCCGGCAAGAUCUCCGAGAGGCCGCUCCACGCCUUGAAAAGAAAGUCUGUUUUCCUGCCCCCGAUUCCGGCGAAGAAACGGAACCUGAUCCUC
Molecule: messenger RNA, 3804 nt
Organism: Thamnophis sirtalis
Lineage: Eukaryota; Metazoa; Chordata; Lepidosauria; Squamata; Natricidae
Source: RefSeq, a predicted model, not a curated record